This is a messenger RNA of Conger conger (European conger), 1362 nucleotides long. RefSeq names its product COPI coat complex subunit epsilon (gene cope). Gene Ontology annotation, molecular function: protein binding; structural molecule activity. The transcript has 10 exons. The record is from RefSeq and is a predicted model, not a curated record. The coding region runs from base 48 to 950 and encodes 300 amino acids. Gene Ontology annotation, cellular component: COPI vesicle coat. Gene Ontology annotation, biological process: endoplasmic reticulum to Golgi vesicle-mediated transport; intra-Golgi vesicle-mediated transport; retrograde vesicle-mediated transport, Golgi to endoplasmic reticulum. NCBI's taxonomy places the organism in Eukaryota, Metazoa, Chordata, Actinopteri, Anguilliformes, Congridae.
GACGUAAGAAACGCUACGUGUUCAGGAAGUAAUCUCAUUCAAUCAACAUGGCGUCGCAGCAGGGAGAAAUCGACGAAUUAUUUGAUGUAAAAAAUGCAUACUAUAUUGGCAGUUACCAACAAUGUAUCAACGAAGCUCAAAAAGUAAAGCCAUCAAGCCCGGAUAAAGCGACUGAAAGAGACAUGUUUCUAUACAGAGCAUACAUUGCCCAGAGGAAAUACGGUGUGGUGAUGGAUGACAUCAAGCCUAGCUCUUCUGCAGAGCUUCAAGCCGUCAAAAUGUUUGCCGAGUACCUCUCCAACGAAGGCAAAAGGGAUGCGAUAGUGGCCGAUCUUGACAAGAAGAUGUCGAAGAGUGUUGAUGUAGCCAACACCACGUUCCUUCUCAUGGCCGCCUCGAUUUACUUCCAUGACGGGAAUACGGACGCAGCUUUGCGGACCCUGCACCAGGGUGAAAGUCUGGAGUGCAUGGCGAUGACCAUACAAGUGCUGCUGAAACUUGACAGAGUUGACUUGGCAAGGAAGGAACUGAAGAAGAUGCAGGAGCAAGAUGAAGAUGCCACAUUGACGCAGCUGGCGACUGCCUGGGUCAACCUGGCAGUUGGUGGAGAGAAGUUACAGGAUGCGUACUACAUCUUCCAAGAGAUGUCGGACAAGUACUCCUCAACGCUGCUCCUGCUCAACGGUCAGGCUGCCUGCCAUAUGGCCCAGAACAAAUGGGAGGAGGCAGAAGGAGUGUUGCAGGAGGCUCUGGACAAGGACAGCGGCCACCCUGAGACUCUGAUCAACCUCAUUGUGCUAACGCAGCAUCUUGGCAAGCCGCCCGAGGUUACGAACCGCUAUAUGUCUCAGUUGAAAGACGCGCACAAAACGCAUCCAUUUCUUAAAGAAUAUUUUGCCAAGGAAAAUGAAUUUGACAGACUGGCCAUGCAGUAUGCUCCCAGUGCAUAAGAUUUGCAAAAUCUUUGCGGUUACGCCCACUUUUGUAAAUCCCUUCAUUUUACUAAAUAAACAAGUGUUCAUGGAAAAUAAGGCAGUUACACAAAUAUUUAAUCUUUGUGGAUGAAACUGAGUGACUGGUCCCUGCCUGUAUUUCUGUUUGUAUCUUAAAGAGAAUACACAAGAGGCUGAAUAAAGCUAUAACAAUAAGACUAGCCCUUUUUUAUACAGUUGAAACUACAGUACAUGUAAAACAGUUUCCUUUUCUGCUGUAGUUGCCUAGUUUUCCAUUGCCUCCAUCUGUUAAGUACACAUGCUGGCUGAGAGAGUUGCCUACUUUCAUUCUCACUGAGUUCAUACUGAUGACCUGUAUUGUCCUUCCUUAGCAUUCCUUGAAAUUGAGAAUAAACUUUGUGUGACUGAA